AUGAUUGCGUCGACACGGACGGCGCCCACGACGGACAUGCGACCUUCCGGAGGCAGCAAACCCCGCCCCAAGACAGCGCACUGUGCGCUCAAGGCGGUGCUGCCAACGUACACCCGACCAGCGCCCCCCUCGCUACCAACGCCGCUGUGUAAAGGCCAACGCCACACGCCGCAACUCCCAGUCUGCGCGCCGUCGCCCAAGAGCGAGUUCCGUAAACCGAUCAUAGUCGUCAGUAAGCAUGCAAUCGAGAUGUCGAUUCCGCGCCCCAAGAACGGCGAAGACCCCCAGACGCCGGACCGAUCCCGGAUCCAGCGGCUCGCCAAGCACACACCCGGCCAAACGAUCUUCCACGCGGACAUUGACUUUGACGGCCUCCGUCCGCUGAUCGACAUUGCGUAUUGGUCGAGCUUUCCUGACGUUCGGCGCGACGCGGCGGCUGCUUUCUGCACGCUGAGCAAAAAUGCGGCCAACCUGGAAGUGAUGGCCCAAGCCGGUGCGCUCGGCGCUGCGCUUUCACUCAUUGCCAACACAAAAGCUACGAUGGACCUCGCCAUCUUGCGCGAUGCCACCGACACGCUCGCCGAGCUCGUGCAGCUACCGAGCAUGCAGCACAAGCUGCUCUCAGCUCCCACAGGAAUCUCGACAGUGUUUUCAAUUCUCCGCAUCGCCGACGUACGCGUCAAGCGUGCGGCGCUCAAGCUUGUUGCCCAUCUGUUGGAAGUACCCGACGCAUCGGCCCAGCUCGUGGCCCACGGCGGCUUUCUCACGCUGCUGCAUUUUGUGCAAGCGCUCACGUGUCGCAGAGAUCGGCAGCUCAAGCGCACGGCGGCAAGUCUGCUCUUGCGGCUCGCAACGCCAGAAGACAACAAGGCCAAAAUCGCCGAAGACGACGCAAUCCCACAGCUCUGCGCGCUCUUCCAGGACCCGUACCUCGAGGUCGAUGCGGGCUUUCGAAAAGCGCUCCUGGACUGCAUUUUGGCACUUAGCACCGAGCGACACGCGGCCCGACGGCUCUUGGAAUGCCGCAUCGUGCCGGCGCUGCUCUUUAUCCUCACAACGGCGAGGAACCUCGAGCUCUCGCUGGUGGUGCUCUCAGUCCUCGAACAGUUCAGCGCCGACCCCCGCUUGGCGCUGCCCCUUCUGCAGCACGACGUGAUCCCGACACUCGUGACGGUCGGGUUUGCAACCGACGAGUCGAACGCACUGUAUCGGCCGGGCAUGAGCAAGGCGCUAAGUAUUCUUCUUCAGCUGUUAAAGCGGGAGGAAGCUCACGCCGUCGCGACGGAUGUCGGGAUCGUCGACCGCAUCUCACAGUACAAGCUUUUCCUAGCCCCCGAGCGAAGCGUGCGCGACCACAGCAUUGGCAUUCUUGUGCUACUUGCCAAGCGGAUGCCCUUGCCCAAGCGGCCGUAUAACCCGCAGGAUCGUGAGGGCAGUCAGGCGUGUCAUCUGGAGCUGAUUGCCAGGGGGUAUCUCCACUGCGCCUUUGCGAUCCUCAGUCGCCCAACGCCGGGGCCCAAGGAUGCGUGGCGGGAGGGCGACGACGAAAUGAUCCAUGCCAAGGUGCUCUUACUGCAAGCGCUGUCGCACCUCUCGGAGAGCGACAAUGUGCGGCUUUUGCUCUGUAAACCGCCAGUUUUGGAAGCGAUCCUCGCCAUCGCGCGCCACAAGCUCGUGCUCGCAAGCUGCGCAAAGCUGCUGGCGGACCUCGCGACCAAACCCGACAACGUACCCAAGCUACUGGAGCCCCGACUGCAGCUCUUUCUACUGAAGUGUAUUGCCCCGUCGUGCCGUGACGACGACGUUCGCUAUGAAGGCGCGCGGGCUUUUGCGGCGCUCUCGCUAUUGGAGCAAGCCAAGGAGCACUUGGUCGCAACGGGUGUUGUGAGCUUUCUCCAGCGACUCGCCAAGCACGUGCGCUGUGAGAUUCCACUGCUGCGAAGCACGGCGCUGCUCGCCCAAGCAACCGUUGAGCGCCUCAAGCACGACGCGGCGGCGCUGCGUAUUCAGAGCGUCAUGCGCAACUGGCGCGCCAAGCACGCCGCCGCCGGUGUCAAAGAGGCGGCAGCGACCGCGUUGCAGUCGCCACGGCGCCGGCGCUUCCAGCAACUGGCGCUGCGGGCGACGCGCCUUGUGGCGGCCGAGCACGAAACGCAGGCGAGCAUCCAGCAUCGUUUUCUGGCCAAGUCGACGUCGUCGUACCGUUGAACCAGUUGUCGACUCAAGAAUGCAGGGCCACGUACGGAUUCGGCCUGUUCCAAAGCGCUGUGGCGCGCGAUCAAGGCUGAGGCAGCGGUAUCUGUCGGGAUAGAUGGAUAAAUAGAUAGCAAAUACUAGUACUGCGUAUGCGUUGAU
Molecule: messenger RNA, 2355 nt
Organism: Saprolegnia diclina VS20
Lineage: Eukaryota; Oomycota; Saprolegniomycetes; Saprolegniales; Saprolegniaceae
Exons: 4
Coding region: 1-2208 (735 amino acids)
Biological process (GO): nucleus-vacuole junction assembly
Molecular function (GO): protein-membrane adaptor activity
Source: RefSeq, a predicted model, not a curated record